AGUGUCGGAUCCACUACUUCCUGUUUCUCAGGGCUUUUGUACGUUUUUAGAGGAUGACCAAGGAAACUGGCAAAAAUUGUGUAAUUCUUUGGAAUUCUUACUGUACAGUAGCAUCUAUGAACAUCAGAAAACUAUUCAUAUAGGAAUAUAUCCACUGUAUUUUAAAACGCAGGAUACAGUUACUCCUUCACGAUGGCGGAUCCUCAUAUGCACAUCACACAGAUAUCAAGCUCAGAUGAUCAACCAAGUGAACCUACAGUACAUCAAUUCAAAAACAAACACCUUAAAAAUCCAAAAGGGCCAGACACAGAAAAGGAAAAGCCUCACUUACUUCGUCGUAUUGCCAGACUUGUGUCUAGAAAGCGUAGGACCAAAGGACAAUCCAUAGUUCAAGAAAGACAAGGGACUUGCAAUAGGGACUUUGGGCUUAAGUCAGGAGGCGUGUCCAGCGACCGUGAAGUAUAUAAACUGCUUGGGCACUCUCAAACUUUGGGAGAAGCACUGUUGUCCACGGAGAUAGCAACAGCGACUUUGCGGCACAUCACAUUCAAAUUGGAUGAUCAAACAUGUGACCCUACAGUACGUGGAUUCAAGAAUCGUAGGGAAAUUAUACACCUUGAGGAGCCAGAAGAAUUAUUCACACAGAUAUCAAGCUCAGAUUAUCAACCAAGUGAACCUACAGUACAUAGAUUCAGGAACAUUGGGAAAAUCGAACACCUUAAGAAGCCAGAAGAACACAUCGUGUCAUUAUCAGAUUCAGAUGAUGAGGAAUACACGGGGAUGUUGGGUAUGAAUUUCGAACACAUCAUGUCAUCAUCAGAUUCAGAUGAUGAGGAAUACAUGAGGAAGAUGGAACACAUCGUGUCAUUAUCAGAUUCAGAUGAUGAGGAAUACACGGGGAUGUUGGGUAUGAAUUUCGAAUGGCUUCGUAAAAAGAGAUGGCUUGAAGAUCUUUCUGUUGUUACAUCAGUAUUUUCAAGGACUCCACAUGGGAUGACAGAAUCUCAGAAAAUACAUCAGUAUAAGCUGUCAAUCAUACAGAAGUAUGAGAGUGAAUGGAGCUCACUGACUGGUGAAAAAGAGUCAGUGUCUUCCCUGUAUAAUGAACCCUUUCUCAUUGAGAAAAAUGAAAAUGGCCCCUUUAAGAACAUCAGUGUGGAUGGAUUGUUUUGGUCAUUUGAUUCAGUCAUUCUUCAAGGUGACUCUGGCAGUGACAAGUCUUUCAUAGCACAAAGGAUCAUGUUGAACUGGGCAUUUGAAGAGUUGUCUGCUAGUCAUUUUAAUCUAAUUUUCUAUCUAAGUUGUGAAGAGCUGAUGUGUAUUUCUGAGGAGUUUAACUUAUUUAAGCUGUUGAGCUACAGUUGUAGUUUGACAUCAGAUGAGAUCUCACAGGUACUACAGCAGUCACCAGAGAAGGUGCUUUUUAUCAUUGAUGGAUUUGACGAGCUGAGACUUACACAGGAUGUUUAUGACAUGUCAGCAAACACUGAUCCGCUUCAAAAAGCCCCACCUGAGGUCAUUCUUUGUGGCCUUAUGAGGGGAUACCUCAUUCCUGAGUCCAAACUGUUGGUCACCACCAGAACUAGGAACACAGUGAACAAGCUGCUGAAAGGACAACCAUGUUUCACUGAGAUCAUGGGUUUCUCUGAGAAGAAGGUGGAGAUGUACUUCCAGAAGUUCUUCAGCAAAGAGUAUGACUGUGUGAGAGGAAAUGAAACCCUCCUCACUUCCUGCUCCGUUCCUGUUACCUGCCGGAUGAUCAGUGAGAUGUUCAAGGUCGGUGCAGAUGUAACAAGUGGACUGGAAACCACCACCUCCAUCUAUGUUGAUUUUGUGUCCACUCUACUGGAGCAUCACUGCCAGGGUUUGAGUCAGUCUGUCUCAAGCCUGCUGAGGAGUCUGGGUCAGCUGGCAGAGAGAGGGAUGCUGGAACAACAAGUGCUGUUUGAUGAGAAAACUGUGAAUGAAACCAUUUCAGACCCUGAUGGGAAUCCAUUCCUGUGCAAGUUUCUCUCUAAGAGAAGAAUCCAUCAGGAGACGAUGUUCAGUUUCAUGCAUAUCAGCUUUCAAGAGUUCUUCACCGCUCUCUACUAUGUCCUCCUGAAUGAAGAAGAGUCCCAGCAGAAAGUGAGGGAGCUGCUUCACACUGUAGAGAGAGGAUGGGCUUUAUCUUGUUGGCCUCAUAAAGAAUUAUCAAUGGCAGAUGUAGAAAUAACACAUGCAAAGCUGCUGCAGCCUGUGAUUCUGUUUCUCUGUGGUUUCUGUAAGAAAGAAUGGAUCCCAUCAUUCUUUGAAAAGCACAACAUGGCUGUCUCUGUGAACAUAGAAACCCAGCUUAAGGAGUGGAUCAAUCAGUGUUCACAGAGAUAUCAAAAUGAACACAUGCUGUUCAUUCUCCAUUGUCUCUAUGAGCUCCAGGAGAAGAGCUUUGUUGGAAAGGCGUUGGAUGGUUUGGUUUUGAUAGAUCUGUCGGAUAUACCUCUAAAAAGGACAGACUGUUGGGUGUUGAAGUACUCUUUACAGUGCUAUGAACACAUCAGAAACCUGAAACUCCAUGUAACAUCUGGUAAUCUGAAGAUGCUCCAGCCUGAACUGUACCGCUGUAAAGAGCUGUGGUUGUCGAUGAAUCGCAUUUCAGAUGAUGUUGUUGGUUUGGUCUCAGCUGCUGCUGAAGGAAAGAUUCUGAAUAAACUCAAUAACAAGUUUGAAAUCCUUAGAAGUGGAUUACGAGAGAUCACUGUGUCAGUCAGAGAUGGAGACAUCACCUUGUCUUUUAGCACAUCGGAUUUCACAUCAUCAACCACGGAAUUAACUUUAACCUCUCCUUGCUCAUUUAUUUCUACCAUCAACUGGGUGAAAUCACAGUUGUACUGUUACAGAUAUUUACAUUUUAAGCAAAAUAGACUGUUGACGUUCCUGCAAUCAGUGUCUGGUUUGAAGAAAGUCUGUCUGCAGGAUUCACAUCUGACUAAAGCAUUUGCCUCUGAAAUACUGUCCUUCAUUCAGGCCUGUCCCAGUUUGAAUGAACUCAGUAUAAAUGCAGAACAUCAAUUCAUGUUGCGGGAAAUCCCUUCCAUUAAGACAUCAUUGGAGAAGAUUGGUUGGACUCUGACCAUCUGGGGAAAAUUAGCAUUGAUCAAGCCAUACAUGGAGAGAUUCACAGAGGAGAAGCUGAAGACAAAGCAGGAAAAGAUAGGAGAGAGCUCAGAUUCUGCUUUAAAAGAUGAAACAUCUGCAUACUCAGAUCUCAGAAGAUUAUCAGAAGGCACACUAAAAUUUCAAGGGACUCAACACAGCCAGUUUUGGAAGACAGGAUAUCAGGCGACUGUACAUCAGUAUAAGCUGUCAAUCAAACAGAAGUAUGAGAGUGAGUGGAGCUCACUCUCUGAUGAACGAAAGUCAUUGUCUGCCCUGUAUAAUGAACCAGUGAUCAUUCAGAAAAAUGAAAAUGGCAGCUUUAAGAACAUCAGUGUGGAUGGAUUGUUUCAGUCAUAUGGAAAGACUGUCAUUCUUCAGGGUGAUUCUGGCAGUGACAAAUCCGUUAUAGCACAGAAGAUCAUGUUGGACUGGGCAAAUAAAGAGUUUAUUUCACAUAUAUUAUUUAAUGUAGUUUUCAGUCUGAGGUGUGAGGAGCUGAUUUGUGUUUCUGAGAAGGUGAAUUUAAUUGAGGUCUUGAGCUGCAGUUGUAGUUUAACAUUUCAUCAGAUCUCACAGAUACUACAGCAGUCACCAUGGAAGGUGCUUUUUAUCAUUGAUGGAUUUGAUGAGCUGAGACUCACACAGGACAUUUUUGACAUGUCAGCAAACACUGAUCCACUUCAAAAAUUCCCACCUGAGGUCAUUCUGUUCCUUGUGAGGGGAUUCCUCAUCCCUGAGUCCCAACUGCUGGUCACCACCAAAACUAAGAACAUAGUGAACAAGUUGCUGAAAGGACAACCAUGUUUCACUGAGAUCAUGGGUUUCUCUGAGAAGAAGGUGGAGACGUAUUUCCAGAAGUUCUUCAGCAAAGAAUAUGACUGUGUGAGAGCAAAUGAAACCCUCCUCACUUCCUGCUCCAUCCCUGUUAUCUGCUGGAUAAUCAGUGAGAUGUUUAAAAUUGGUGAAAAUGUAACAAGUGGACUGGAAACCACCACCUCCAUCUAUGUUGAUUUUGUGUCUACUCUGCUGGAGCAUCACUGCCAGGGUUUGAGUCAGUCUGUCUCAAGCCUGCUGAGGAGUCUGGGUCAACUGGCAGAGAGAGGGAUGCUGGAACAACAAGUGCUGUUCGACGAGAAAAGUGUGAAUGAAACCAUUUCAGACCCUGAUGGGAAUCUAUUCUUGUGCAAGGUCCUAUCUAAGAAAAGAAUCUGUCAGGAGACGAUGUUCAGUUUCAUGUAUCAUAACUUUCAGGAGUUCUUUACCACUCUCUACUAUGUCCUUUUGGAUGAAGAAGAGUCCCAGAGCAAAGUAAAAGAGCUGCUUCAAAUUGUAGAGAGAGGAUGGGCUUUGUCCUGUUGGCCUCAUAGAGACUUUUCAAUGGCAGAUAUAGAAGUAAGACAUGCAAAGCUGCUGCAGCCUGUGAUUCUGUUUCUCUGUGGUUUCUGUGAGAAAGAAUGGAUCCCAUCAUUCACUGAAAAGCACAACAUGGCUGUCUCUGUCAACAUAGAAACCCAGCUUAAGGAAUGGAUCAGUACGUGUUCACAGAGAUAUCAAAAUGAACACAUGCUGUUCAUUCUCCAUUGUCUCUAUGAGCUCCAUGAGAAAAGCUUUGUUGAGAAAGUUUUGGAUAGUUUGCAUUUAUUAGAUCUGUCUGAUACUCCACUGAAAACAACAGACUGUUGGGUGUUGAAGUACUGUUUACAGUGUUGUAAACACAUCAGAAACAUGAAACUCCAUGUAACACCUGAUAAUCUGAAGAUGCUCCAGCCUGAACUGUACUGCUGUAAAGAGCUAUGGUUGAUUAUGGAUCACAUUUCAGAUGAUAUUGUUGGUUUGGUCUCAGUUGCUGCUGAAGGAAAAAUUCUGAAUAAACUCAAUAUAAAGAAGAUUGAAAACUAUAGACGUCUAAGUACAUUCCGCCCCGAGAUCACUGUCUCAGUCAGAGAUGGAGACAUCAUGUUGUCUUUUAGCCAAUCAGAGUUUACAUCAUCAGCCACAGACAUAACUCUAACCUCUCCUCGCUCAGUAAUUUCCACCAUCAACAAGCUGGAACUUUACAUAUAUGGAUAUCUUAGUUCUGAGGAGAAGGAAGUUGACGUUCGUCUUUUGACGUUUCUGGGAUCUGUGUCUGGUUUGAAGAAAGUCUCUCUGCAGGCUUCUUUAGAUCUGACUAUUACAUUUGCUUCUGAAAUCUUGUCCUUUAUUAAGGCCUGCACCAGCCUGAUUGAAAUCAGUAUAAAGGUCAGAGAUCAAUUCAUGUUGAAGGAAAUUGCAUACUUGAAGGAAUCAUUGAAGAAGAUAUGUUGGACUCUGACUGUCUGGGGGAAAUUAGUGUGGAUCAAGCCACACCCACGAACAGAGGAGCUGAAGACAAAGAUAGAAAAGAUAGAAGAGAGUUCAGAUUCUGUGUCUUGCUCAUCAUUAAAAGCUCAAUCAUCAGCACACUCAUUCUCAGAUGAUGUAGAAGUGUUCACACCAGAACUGAGAAGAUAUGAGGACAAACACAAAAAUGCAUACAAGUUUGUGUGUCCACAUGCUGGUCAGUUUCGUUGCAGUGUGACCAACGUUGUGUUUGUGAUGAAGGGGGGAGGAGAGGUGCUGUAUAACAUUGACUCAUGGGAUCCUCGUCUGUUAGAUGGUUUGGGUCAGAUGCAGCCUGCAGGACCCUUAUACAACAUUGACUGUUCUGCAAAAUCUGUCUCAGGCCUGCACCUUCCACACUGUGUCAUAUUCUCUGAGGAAAUUAAGGACGGUUUGGCUGUAGUACAUUUCACUGGCGGUAAUGUAGAAAUAAUACAGCCACUCAAAGUGACACAAACUCAUGUGAUGGUUGACAUCACAGACCUCAGCGGUUUUGGGCUCUGGAUAAGAAGCAAACUUAGCCCACAGAUUGAUGGUCAGGUUUUGCUCUUCCUUCGAACAUUAACUCUUGAAUAUGAAGAGAAAAUACUUAAUGUCCACCUGCUUCCAGGGAAUGUUCCAGUGUCAGAGGUCCAGCUCAAGCACCACGAUAAAACAUACAUUGAGACAAGUUCACAAUGUUGCUUGUUUCCUGAGAGAGAAUACAGUUUGUGUUGUCAGCAAGAGAAAUGUGUAGUACAACCAAUGAGUCAAAUGUUUAAGCUUAAUUUUGGUCCAAACUACCAUCCCACGUUUGAGGUGUUUCUGGAUGUCGAGAUUAAUGAUGUCGGACUAAGUAUUUUGGACAAAUCUAAAAAAGGGAAGGAAGUGUGGCAAAGACAGCGAAUCCCUCUUACAGCACCAAGUAAGAGUGUAGAACCUCCUGCACAGACAAGAAUCCCAGCAGAAGCUGAAUUUGUGAACACACACAAAGAUAAACUCAUUCAGAGAGUUUCAUCAGUGAUGCCGAUUGCUGACAGUUUGGAGAUCAAUAAAGUUAUUACGUAUGAAAUAUAUAAAGAGAUUAAAGCUGCAAAAACAUCACAGCAGCAAAUGAGAGCCUUGUUGGAUGCUCUUGAGUCUGGAGGAGAUAAGGCAAAAGUAAAAUUCUGCAGACUGCUAAAGGAGAAAGAACCUUUGCUAAUAGGUGACCUGGCACCUCAUUUAUGUACAGACGUACAGAUUUGAUCUUAGAGCAUGUGCAUGCUAAAAACCCAUGCCAACAUUCAGAUUUUCACAAAAACAUCCCUGACAUGGAAAAGUGCUUAGGACCAUGUCAGAUUCUAAGCAGACAUAUGCACUUUUCAGUGUCAAAGUCCUGCAGGUAUUUAGAAAGUAAUUGUUAAUGCUCAACAUUCUCAAAUAAAGCAUUUGGAUGUUGACUGGUGCUCUUUUAUAUGCUGAUGACUUUAAUUUACAAGGUGGAGAUCUACAACUGUUCAACUUCACAACUUCAAGGUCAUUUGCAAUUUAUAAUUUUCACAUCUGGAAGAGAGUUGUAAUGUGUCACAAAUUUAAAGUAUUCUAACUUCUAUUAUAUAAUGUUUUAUACUAUAUAACCAGAUUAAAAUUAAAUUGUAAUUCCCAUAUUUUCAUCUUGGUCUCCACGAUAUAUGUGCAUGUUGAUUAUGUCAAUGUAUUUUUUUAUAUGGUAUGUACUGUAUAACAAAAUGAGUCACUAUGAAAGAUGUUUUUAU
Messenger RNA from Labeo rohita (rohu), 7235 nucleotides. Its product is annotated as NACHT, LRR and PYD domains-containing protein 1 homolog. Gene Ontology annotation, biological process: inflammatory response; regulation of apoptotic process; innate immune response. Gene Ontology annotation, cellular component: cytoplasm. NCBI's taxonomy places the organism in Eukaryota, Metazoa, Chordata, Actinopteri, Cypriniformes, Cyprinidae. The record is from RefSeq and is a predicted model, not a curated record.